GAAUCGGCAGCAUGGAUCGUCUCUCUGUCUGUCCAUAGACAAACUGCCCCCAUCUACAGAUAAAGAAAGAGGAGUGUCAGUGUUAGACUAGCCCUAACCUGUUCUCUCUCUUUCUCCUUCAUUUUCACCUCUGUUACACUGUCUCACUACAUUGGCGCCUUGGGAGACAAGAGAGAGGCUUGUCUCUGCUGUUCUCUCUCUUUUUCUCUCGUUCUCCCUCUCCUGGGACCUAAUGCAGUAGCGCCCCUAUACCAGGCGGAGGAGGAACCCACCAGGGCUCAACAACGGCACAGUAUGGGUGACGAAAGCUACAACUUUGUCUUCAAAGUGGUUCUGAUUGGUGAGUCUGGUGUUGGGAAAAGCAACCUGCUGUCUCGCUUCACCAAGAAUGAGUUUAACCACGACAGCCGCACCACCAUCGGAGUGGAGUUCAGCACCCGCACUGUUCAGUUGGAUACCUUCGCCAUCAAGGCUCAGAUCUGGGACACGGCAGGGCUGGAGAGAUACAGAGCCAACACCUCCGCGUACUACAGAGGGGCGAUGGGGGCUCUGCUGGUGUAUGACAUCACCAAGCACCUAACCUAUGAGAGUGUGGAGCGUUGGUUGAAGGAGCUGUACGACCACACCGACCCCCACAUGGUGGUCAUGCUGGUGGGCAACAAGAGUGAUCUGGAUACCCUGAGGACCGUGCCCACCGAGGAGGCCAAGGACUUCACAGAAAAGAAUGGCCUCUUGUUUAUGGAGACGUCAGCUCUGGAUUCUACCAACGUUGAAGCUGCUUUCCAGGAAGUUCUCACAGCGAUCCACAAGAAGGUGGCCAGUCGAGAGGUGCCCCGCGUGUCCAUCACUGCCUUGACCCUGUCCAGUACUAUUGGAACAGCUAGCGACGCCCAGGAGAAACGCAGUACCUGCUGCAAGAACCUCUGACUGGUUCUGACCAGGUUUGACCUGUUCUAUCCGAUUAUCUUCAUUUCUACACAGAAUCUUCCUACUCUGCCCUCAUUCAGGUUAAAGGGAAUAGUGUAUAGGACUGUCCAAACCAAAGACCAGGCAAGUCAAAUCAAGUCACAUUUAAUUUACAGUGCAUUUCACAAUUCUCAACAAGACUGAUUUAAGAGACAUGCCACAUUUAUGUACAGUUGAUCAAUGUUGACACUAUUGGUGCUACUGCUUGGCUAAAUGUUGCUGACCACAACAUAUUUUUCUUCUUCUGUAUGCUCGUUUUUAAACUUUAUUAGUUAUUAUACAGCAAAUAAAUCUUGAUUUGGUAUAUUCGAAAGGAGGAACUACUUUAUUUUGGUAUAUACAUCAUGUCAGGUUGACCACAUAAAAAAAAACGCAAAUGCGGAACAGCGGUAUGAUUUGCGUGAUAUUCGAGUGACAAUGUAGCUUACACACACACACACAAAUCCCCCUCCCGCUGCACUAACAGAGCUAAUUGAAUAGCACGUAGCAUAGUCUUUUGCCUCACGCAAAAUUUGGUGAUGCAGAAACGAGAGACCACUUUUGUGGCUGUUUUAUGAAAAUCUGCAAAUAUUUGGCCAAGAAAACGUUUCUUGUUGGUCUCAGGGAAUGUAAAACAGUUAGGAUGGGAGACUUAAAACCUCUCUGGGAUAGGGGGCAGCAUUUUCACUUUUGGAUAAAUAGCGUGCC
This is a messenger RNA of Oncorhynchus kisutch (coho salmon), 1653 nucleotides long. RefSeq names its product ras-related protein Rab-25-like. The record is from RefSeq and is a predicted model, not a curated record. Bases 295 to 927 code for a protein of 210 amino acids. Gene Ontology annotation, molecular function: GTPase activity; GTP binding. Lineage: Eukaryota; Metazoa; Chordata; Actinopteri; Salmoniformes; Salmonidae. The transcript is spliced from 5 exons.